AUGAGUCGAAGAAAUUCGGCUUCCCGUUGUUUUCCGUUAGAGCAGGAGAUUUACCCCCAACAGCAACAUCAUUACCAGGACAUGACAGGAUCUGUGACGCCGGCGUACGACCAUUCGAUAGACCACCAGGUGGCACCUAUGCGUGCCAGCAGUAGGCCUCACCAAAGUGUUGGUGAGCGCAGGUCGAUUGGUGAACGACCGGGUGGGUGCAGCAGAAGGGGCAGUGCGGUGAGUGGCAUGCAUGUCGGUCCAGAUACCUUUAGUCACAACCAGGGGCCCAAUUAUGCGUCCGGCGCAACCACUAGAGUGCCAUCGCUUGCAACUAACGGGGAGUUUGUGGAGGCAGAGCCCCUGAGAUAUGACAAAAAACACAUGAUCAAUCAACCUUCGCAACCUGGAAAUACGUCGCUUGAUGGUGGCGUACGGAAGACGGCAGCAUCACGACGUGGGUCGAAAGCUGAUCCUAAGCAGGCUUCAAUGUCACAGCCCUUCCUUCGCACAUCCUCGAAGCAAUGCUACCAGGAUGUGACGUCGCUGGAUCCUUCCGGCAGGCGGCAAGAUGCAGACGAGACACUGAUGAGGCGCGACGAUUCUCUUACAGCUUUGUACGGCACGAAGGGUCGUGGCGAGGUAGGGCGACUGCGGGAGAGGCGUGGCGGUGAGGAGGGCCUCAUUGUGGCGGUUCACAACCACUCCUCCAUCGAUGAAUGUUUCAAAAACUCGGGACCUGACGGCGGUAACGGUUGUGAUCGCGCGCUCUCCAAGCCAGUCUCGCGACGAGGUAGCGCCGAUAUGAGCCGACAAGGAAGUAGGCCGGAACGUGUUGCGGUGAGCAGUAACUCCACGGGUGGCAGGAGGGAUGGUCUCGCGACCGGUGUCAGCGGCAACGGCUUCUCUAGCUUUCCGGUGAACAGUAGCUUGUCACCUACCGCCAGGCUCAGUGAUCGCAUGGCCGCUGAUAAUGCCGCUAACGUCAGCAGCAGUAGCCUCGGCCGCAGGGAAGGUGGGAAAAACCGCUCAAACCCGACAACUUUUCCCUCCGAUGUACACGCGGAAAACCUCCACACGAUCAUUUACUAUCUGAAGAACCAUUACGCGUUGGAUGCACAAGAAUCGCGAAAGGGGCUCGAAACGAUGACGCCGGAGGAUGUGCUUGGCCUCGUGCAGUGCUUCUAUGUGGACAUGUACCGUACCGUUCGUGACUAUAGAGACUCUGUUGGUAUUGGUCGUGCGGGUUUCAAGGAUGAGGACCCUGUUGUUGCCUGUGUUGUGGAGCCGGAAGACUUCCCGAUCCUAACGAAGGGAACCCCUCGUCACAGUGUAGACAGAAGGGAUGUACACGGAGGUGACGCAUGCGAUGUAUCACCUCACCAUCGUUCCGGGGAGAGGGGCUUGGAGGGGGCGAGAGCAUGGCGGGCAGUUCCCGUAAAUUCAAGCCAGUUUGGGGGUCCUCUGCCCCAAUCGCAACAACCCUGUGCGCUGUCACGGCAGCGCCUCAGAGCCCACUCACGCGCCCUUGGCCAGCGAGAUCUUAGUGCCGCCGGGUUACGUGCAGGACGUAGCGCUUCCCGAUCCGCUGCCUCAAGGCAGCGUGCGUUGUCAUGUCGGUCUGCUGCGGCUUGCGCAAAUACGUCCAUGGAAACCACUCCUGAAGCCGUUAAUCGGCAGCGUGGCGGUGUGUCCGGUAGGGCUGUGGGAUGUCCGCUGCAUGGUCUCGUCCCAAUGCUGCGCCGCGGCAAUAACAUCUGCAAGCACGUGACGGGUGGCCGGCCGCAUCUGCGUUACUUCCGUGUGGAGAUGUUGCCCGCUAAACGCGGCGGUGCGUCACCAACCCCACAUCUCAUCUGGGGCCCGUCCCCCACCUCCCUUACUAGCGCUUCACUUAAGGGUUGCAAGAAUGCACUUAGUCUACACACACUUUUUUGUGCGUCUCCUCUGUGUGAGGGCACUCUCGAACAGUUUUCGCGUUUCUUCAAGCGAGACAAGCGGGGUGUCGUUCAAGACCACAACGGAAGUGCGGUUCCAAACGAGAUGUGUGCGGUUUUGAGGUUCAAUGAGCGUGACUUGGCGCUUACAUUCCUUACCGAAGAGGACAGGGAUCUAUGGAUGCGCGCCAUGUCGUUCAUUGUGGAGCGGAACAAGCUGCAGCCCACAGGGCCUUCAUCGUAA
Trypanosoma brucei brucei TREU927 is the source of this 2169-nucleotide messenger RNA. RefSeq lists its product as hypothetical. Lineage: Eukaryota; Euglenozoa; Kinetoplastea; Trypanosomatida; Trypanosomatidae. The transcript has a single exon. Bases 1 to 2169 code for a protein of 722 amino acids. The record is from RefSeq and is a predicted model, not a curated record.